Molecule: messenger RNA, 3816 nt
Organism: Prorocentrum cordatum
Lineage: Eukaryota; Dinophyceae; Prorocentrales; Prorocentraceae
Source: the annotation of a GenBank genome assembly
CACAAACAUAAGUUCUCGGAGCUCCGCGCGGAUUUCUUUGAUCGGCGCUGGGCCUCCCCGGCGGCGCCUCCGGUGCCGCCCCUGGCGCGCUCCGCGCGGACCUCGGACAGUAUGUUGUGCCGUUGUUUGUCAUUCUAUCCCCAGCCUCUGCUGCGCUCGUCCACAUCUGCCCUCCUGACCCGCUGCUGUGUUGCUCUUGCAGUCAAGAAAUUGCAAGCCAUGACGAAUUUGUGGGUGUGCCCGUGAGUCUCUGGCAGGAAUAUUAGCAAUAAUGGCCUACUGUCGCAGGAUGAUAUUGAUAAUUGUUGCUGCUGUCUAUGUUGUGGACUCUGCAUGUUUAUCGUAUGCCGACAUGGCCGUGCUUGACGGUGCGGAAACUGGCGGGCCCUGCAAGGGCGAGGACCCUUCAAGUGCGAAUGCCUCUUACUAUGGCACCUCGGUUGUGAUUUGCCCGGGGGUCGAAGCCAUUCCGGAGUAUGCGUUUCAAGCAUGCUCUGCGCUGACCGAUGUGGAGUUGCCAGAUUCUGUGAUUACCAUCGGGAAUUAUGCUUUCGAAGAGGCGGGACUUGUCAAUUUCACGAUCCCGAACAAUGUGACGUUUAUUGGAUGGUUUGCUUUCUACAACGCUAAGGAUCUAUCCAGAGUUACGCUUUCGAGCUCACUGACAACCAUCGGGCUUUGGGGCUUUAAAGGUACCGCGCUGGUCGAAUUGACCAUCCCAGCGUCAGUCACGGAAAUCGGGGCUCAGGCUUUGGACGUUGACACGCUGACCACGGUGUAUAUGCCUGGACAUGACGAAGACGCGGUGGCUGAAUUCACAGGCGCUUUCGGUGCGUCUGAUCCGACGAUCGUGGCGGCCACCCGCACUGCGACAAGCAGCUGGUCGUCGUCGACCAGCGUGUCGUCUACCGGGUCGUCGUCGACCAGCGUGUCGUCGACCAGCGUGUCGUCUACCGCCACCAGAACCUCGUCGAGGCACACCACCACAGAGACUACCUCGGCACCCGCUACCUCCACGCAGUCAAGCGUGUCGACUCUGUCGGCGACCAGCACUUCGUCGACCUCGGUGACCAGCGUGCCGAGUGCGCUGGCCCAGGCCCGCGCUUGGACGCGCCUGGUGAGCCCGGCGUCAACAGGAGCGCAGGAGCUGGACGUGGAGUCCCAGGAGGGCUUCAGCGAGGGGGACACCAUCGUCAUCGCUGGCGCAGGGCACUCAGAGGUGAGCACGAUCUCCGCAUUCGGAUCAUUCAUUCUCGACGCGCCUUUGGAGAAUAGCUACCCUGUGGGCUCCCUAGUCACGGUUUCUACACCGGCGGACACGCCCGAGUCGGAAACAUCUUCGAGCGCAGUUAUCAUAGUUGCCGUAGUGUCUUGCGCUUUCUGCUGCAUGGUCGGCAUCGCAGGCUGGCUGAUGUCAAGAUAUUUCAGAAACGACAAGUUCAGGGCUAGAUCUUCAGACGGCCCUGCAUUAGAUCCUCCCGACCUAGUUCAGCUGAAGGUGGGCGAUUGUUCAGGUGGGCUUGCACAUGAGGAGACGGUGGACGAUACUUCGGAUGGGCUUACGCUGGCCCAGGUGGAGACCGACAAGCAGCUUAAGAGUAACACACGGGCCUGGUGGAAGAACGCAGGGUCUGGCAAAUUCGCGACGGUCGUUUCAGAAGGCCCCGAGAGGAAUCUCGGUAUCCCAGCGCAGGAUGGCGUUGGCAUGUACUUCUGGUUCAUUUCCCGCAGGAGCUUUCUGGGCCUGUCUGAUGACCAGCGCCUUCCCCGUCACCAGACGUUAAGGGACGCAGGUAUGCUGGAGCGCCUGUACAUCACGGAUCAAGACGUUAUCAGCGGCAAGGCCAGGCGAGGCAAGGCUGUAGUUAGCCAUCGUUGGAGCAGGGACAAUCACAUUGACCCUGACUGCGUUAAGCUGAAGAAGCUGAAACAAGUUUUGCGCAGUGACCCCAGCAUCGAAUAUCUGUGGCUCGAUUGGAUAUCGAUACCACAGAAAUUUCUCGAUAACGGCAUGGAAGGUUGGCAUACUGAUGAGGACAAGGCCGAACUCGACCUGACGUUGAAGAACGUAUUGUCGUACCUCUACCUCGGGUGCACGGUGCUCUUGCUGUGGGACCCGGGCUGCAGCCACCGCUUCUGGACCAGCGCGGAGGCUUGGACGUCCAUGCGCGCGGUGAGCGAAGAGGGGGUCGUUCCGGCGUGCAGCGAGCGCCUCCGCCUGCAGGUCUUCGUCAUCAGUGGAGACACGGGCAUCGGGAACGACGCCGCGCGCGAGCACGUUGCCGACCUCUGGCUGCACAGGUCCGCGCAGGAGGCGGCCGCGGCGCUCGGGGGUGGCGAGUACGCCGCCUCGGUCGCUGGGGACAAGGCCGUCGGCAUCGAGGCCAUCCUCAGGCUCGGCGGGCGCGUCCAGGAGUCUGUCCGUACGCAGUCCGCCUCGCAGGGCAUCGUCACCUCUCUCUGACUUCGACGGGCAGGGCCUCCUUACGGAACUCAGGCCGCGGAGCGGCCCCCGGACCUGUCUGACCUCUUUGAUCUAGCCUCUCUGCGGCGCUCCGGCCUGGGAGCGGCGCCCCCCCCCCCGGGGCGCCCGCUGCGUGCCCUACAGAGUGGGCCGCGGGGCCCCCGGGGGCUCUCGGCCGCACGUGGCUCUGAGGGGCUUCAGGGGCCGCGCCUCCCGGGUCCCUCGGGGGCGGCUGGGUGGUUGCCGCGGUGGUGGUUGCUGCUGCUUGCCCGUGCAGCUGCGAACUGCCCAGGUAGGCUUCAGUAGGCCUACUCACCAGAUCGUAAUCUGCACGCUGGUUGGCUGGAUUGGCAGGCUGCCCACGCAGGACCCCUGCCCCGCUGGCCACCCUCUGGGAGACUACGGAGUGGCGGUUAGCAGCUUCGGGCACGUGUUUCUGACGCUUCGAGCUGGUUUUGCACACUGGCGCAACCACCACCGCCCCAGUCACCGUGCUUCUGUAGCACGUGGGGGCCUGUAUGUCCUCGAAGCUUCGCCUUCAGCGAGCAUUAGCGUCCGCCAGCGUGCGGUAAUUGAUGAGAGAGCGCCGCUUCGGCGUCGAUGUGGCGCCGCUCGGCGUCCGUUAGCGUCGACUCGCCGGUUGGCGUCGAUUUGGCGCCGAUCAGCGCCGGUUUGGCGUCGAUUUGGCGCCCAUCGGCGUCGGUCGGCGUCCGUUCGCGUCGACUCGCAGGAGCCAUCAAGAUGACAUCGGGAGGCUCCCACCAAUUGCCACCGGGCCACUCCGUGGGCCUGGGAGAGCCCGCCCCCCAGGGCUCGGGCCGGGCGCGCCUCCGCCGCGGCCGUCCAGACGCCGGCGGCCCCGCAGAGGCCGCGCCCCCGCGCUGUGCUCCGACCUCCGGCCUCCCUCGGGCGGCAAGGACGAGCGCAGACUCGCGGCCUGAGGCGCAUCCCUGCCCCCGUGAUUGGCAUCGCCUUACGCAAGCAGACGAUCUCAAGGAUUCCCUCGGUCUCUGAGGGCGCGCCCUUAAUAUUGGAAAAAACAUGUUCUACCGCUGCUGGCGGAAGACCGAGGGGGCAGCGGUAUCGGUAUCUCUUCGUUCCCCCCUGAUCUCCCCUCCUCGGCGCGCCCAUUCGCGCGCUGCCCCACCCUCCUAAUGUAAAUUACCGCCUGCGCGUGCGCGUCCAACCAUCCUUGCGCAAUGACCUCGCAGAGGCGAUGGCUGUCUCACCCACCGUGUGCGUGGCGGGCGCAACGCGAGCGCCCGCGCAGUUGGCGCCCUGGUCAGUCUGUGGUGGGCCGCUCCUCGCGAGGGCGGGCCCGAGGUGGUGCGAGGGGGCAGCGCACAACGGGG